GACACACAAAAUCACAGAGUCCCUCUUAACAUAAUAUAUGGUUAUUAAAGCCUAACUAAGUUCAGUGGAUGAAUGGCCCUUUUUUAAGCAGAUGAGAAGGGGGCCAUGGGCAUGAGCCCCCCUAUCGCGGCAGUCAGUGACCCUCAAUGAACAUUACAUUCGCAUAGUGCAGGUAGAGUAGACGGCAGUACUUCCGGGUUUUCGACCGUGCUGUUGAGGUCAAAGGUAACAUACACGAACUGAGCUGACUGGAUCGACCCGAUCGCGAACUGCAACUGCCCUCUAAUAGAUUGGCAAGAAUAUGCACUUUCUUCUCCUGAAAAAGGAAAUUGAAUAGAUGGAUCUUCCUGAGGCUAUAGAGAUGGAGGAUAUGGAGAUCCCUCCUCCUGAUGCCCCUCCGUACACAAACAAUCUCCACACACAGAAGGCGUUUGAGGUGCUUAACGUCUUCAGAAAACAAAAUAUUCUAUGUGAUGUGAUUCUGGAGGCAGAGGGUGUAGAGAUCCCGGCGCAUCGUAUCGUGCUAGCCUCCUGCAGCCAGUAUUUCUCGGCCAUGUUUACCAGUGAAUUGUCCGAGAGUCGAGCGGAGAAGAUUAUUCUCCAGGAGGUGGAUGGCAGAGCUCUUUCAUUACUCAUCGAUUUUGUCUACACCUCAGAAGUUCAGGUGACUGAGGAAAAUGUUCAGACCCUCCUACCUGCUGCCAGUUUAUUACAGCUGAAUGACGUCAGAGAUGCAUGCUGUGAUUUCCUGCAAAAACAACUUCAUCCUACCAACUGUCUUGGUAUAAGAGCAUUUGCUGACGUACACUCGUGUAGCGAACUCUACCACUAUGGUCAGAAUUAUACCAUGCAACACUUCAGUGCUGUUGUCCAUAGCGAUGAGUUCUUUGCUCUGCCAGCUGCUCAAGUCUGUGAACUAAUUAGUAGUGAUCACCUGACGGUCCAUUCAGAAGAAGAGGUAUUUGAAGCCGUAGUGUCGUGGGUGAAGCAGGAUCCUAGUAACCGUAGCGAUUACAUGCCGCAGCUUGUUGAACAUGUCAGACUGCCUCUCCUUUCACGGGACUAUCUCAUCCAAAGAGUGGAGGAGGAACAGCUCAUUAAAGGUAUCUCAUCGACCGGCAACAGUGAUUGUAAAGACUUCCUGAUAGAGGCCAUGAAAUACCAUCUAUUACCCAAAGAGCAGAGAGGUACAAUGAAGAACCCUCGAACCAGAUUACGCACCCCUAUUGGACUACCAAAGUUAAUGCUGGUAGUCGGUGGACAAGCCCCCAAAGCUAUUCGCAGUGUUGAAGUCUAUGAUUUCAAGGAGGAGACCUGGACGCAAGCAGCUGAGAUGCCAUCAAGAAGAUGUAGAGCAGGGGUUGCUGUUUUAAAUGGCAUGGUGUAUGCUGUUGGCGGUUUCAAUGGAUCUCUGAGGGUGAGAACAGUAGACGUUUACGAUCCUGUCCGGAACAUGUGGUCUUCAGUGGCAUCUAUGGAAGCGAGGCGGAGUACGUUAGGCGUAGCAGUCUUGAAUGGCAUGAUCUAUGCAGUAGGCGGAUUUGACGGCACCACUGGAUUGAGCAGUGUAGAGGCAUACGAUCCCAAGAUGAAUGAAUGGAGACCGGUAGCACAGAUGAACACAAGACGGAGUAGUGUCGGAGUGGCUGUCCUCAAUGGUUUUCUGUAUGCUGUAGGGGGCUAUGAUGGGGCCUCAAGACAUUGUCUAAGCUCAGUAGAAAGAUACGACCCUGCUGAUAAUAAAUGGUCUACUGUGGCUGAGAUGAGUACAAGGAGGAGUGGAGCAGGCGUUGGUGUCGUAGAUGGCUUACUGUAUGCAGUAGGAGGCCAUGAUGGUCCUAUGGUUAGAAAGAGUGUCGAGGUAUACAACCCAGACUCAGAUAGAUGGUCACAGGUAGCCGACAUGACACUCUGUAGGAGGAAUGCAGGUGUAGCAUCGGUGAAUGGACUCCUGUACGUAGUGGGCGGAGACGAUGGAACGUCAAAUCUUGCCUCGGUGGAAUGCUUUAACCCAAGAACUGAUAAUUGGUCGCUUGUUCGCACGACCAUGACAACGGGUCGCAGUUAUUCGGGAAUAGCGACCAUUGACAAGGUCCCAUCGCUGAACGCUUACCGGGAAGCGAACUCGUUACAAUGGGAUCCCGAGAGCAUGAAGACGGAGGGAGCUUAUGCACAGCUGCCCAACCCGUGAUAAGGUGCUCGCGUUGGAUUAGUCGAUGACAUGAAAGGGCGCGACAGAAGCAGAGCUGAAUCGCCGGAAGGAUGCUUUUGAACACUGUGUGGCGUAGAGUGC
Molecule: messenger RNA, 2293 nt
Organism: Strongylocentrotus purpuratus (purple sea urchin)
Lineage: Eukaryota; Metazoa; Echinodermata; Echinoidea; Camarodonta; Strongylocentrotidae
Product: kelch-like protein 3
Exons: 13
Coding region: 338-2191 (617 amino acids)
Molecular function (GO): protein binding
Source: RefSeq, a predicted model, not a curated record